AUGUCAGAACGGAUAUCACGUCUGAAGGCAAAAUUGCUUGGACGAUUAUCUCCAAAAGCGGAUGCCGACCCGAGUUCCCACCUAAAACCUUCGGGGCCUGACUCCAAAUCCUAUAGCACUGGAAACCUGGAGGAACCCCUAUCUCCAAAGCAAAGAGGUUCCGUGUCUGCUUCGGAACAUCGCAAUUGUACACCGUCAACCGAGCCAUACAAUUCUUCCCUGCCGACUCCUCUCUCGGACCCUCCAUCUCCCCUCGAAACCCCUCCGUUAGCGACACCUCAGCAUUCCGAUAGCACCUCCUUCCAGUCCCAGUCCCACUUGAAAGCCCACACUCCAAUAGAGACUCAAUUGACCCCGACCCUGGAUACUGUCGUCGAGCGACCUACGAAUGAUCGCCGACCUUCUGCUUCCUAUUUUCCUCCCAAGCGCCCGAGCCUUGCGAUCCGUCGUCAAUCUCUUCUCCCACCAACACACCAACACUUGAUUAGUGGGCUACUGGAAGCGAAUCUUUUCUCUUCAGACCAGAGCAGUGGGUUCACUCCUCUUAUUCCUCACGAGAUGGUCACACGUCGCAUUUGGGUCAAACGGCCCGGUGGCUCGGCCACCUUGGUGCCGUGCAGAGAGGAUGCGGUGGUAGAUGAGCUACGUGAUCAGGUCAUCAUGAAAUAUGGGAACUCAUUAGGAAGAAGCUUUGACUCGCCCGACAUUGUGAUCCGGAUUGCACCACGAGAUGGUACGAAUCGAUCAGGUCACCCCGAGCGCCUCUUGAGCCCGGAGGAAGUCGUCUCAUCUAUACUCGAUACAUACUAUCCCGGCGGACAGAAAAUUGAGGAAGCGUUGGUGAUAGAUGCCCCGUCACGUCGGACCCCAAAACCAUCGCCGCGCCAUUCAAUCUACCACCACCACUCGGAACCCGGUGAGCACGGCGAUUAUUUCCCUCUCAUGCCGCCGGUCAAUGCGAAUGCGGGCACACCAUCUGCACACUCGGGGGCUCCAUCAGCAACGGCCAGUGCGCCGUCAAUUUCCAUUAUCAACAGUGGUGUUGCUCCUUUGCUGCCAUCCCCGGGAAGCCGUAGGGUGCGACAACGACCUCCGUUGACACGACACAAAACGAAUUCUCCCACAAUUCUUCAUAACCAACAACCAACCAUAACAGAAACCGGCCCUACUCCUCAUUCCCAACCUAUCCCGACUGCUGCUCCCGCAAUUCCAACACCCCCGGUGGCAGCACCGCCGGUAGAAUCUCCACAGGUGAAAUCACACACUCCCCCGGCAACUGCAUCACCACGCGUGGUUCGAAAAUCCAAAGCGGCCACCUCUCCUGGUGCUAUGUUCGGUGGGUUGAUUGACGGCACCGUUCCGCCAAUCAAUGUCCUCAUUGUGGAAGACAACAUCAUCAACCAGAAGCUUUUGGAGGCCUUCAUGAAAAGGCUGAAAGUGCGCUGGAAAUGUGCAAUGAACGGCGAAGAGGCGGUACGGAAAUGGCGACAAGGUGGAUUCCAUUUAGUCCUGAUGGACAUCCAGCUUCCGGUGAUGAACGGUCUGGAAGCCACCAAGGAGAUCCGGCGCCUGGAGCGCUUAAAUGGUAUUGGUGUCUUCCCGAAGACAGCCUCUGGACGCUUCAGCGCGUCCAAUACGUCUGCUGCGGACAGAAGACCCGGUCUUCACCGCACGGUGAGCGAAGAGGACACUUUGUCAGAUCUAUCGCUGUUCCGGAGUCCAGUUAUUAUCGUCGCGUUGACAGCUAGCAGUCUGCAAAGUGAUCGACACGAGGCAUUGGCUGCUGGCUGCAACGAUUUCCUGACUAAGCCCGUCGGAUUUCCUUGGCUCGAGCAGAAAGUGACAGAAUGGGGCUGCAUGCAAGCCCUGAUUGACUUUGAAGGUUGGCGUAAAUGGCGCGGGUUCCUGGACUCUCCUCGCCCUGCCUCGCCGGUUGUUGACACAACCGCCAGUCCGAUGCAAGGUGGCUACCGCAAAGAACCGCCACAGGUGGAUCCUCCAUCGCCCUCGAGCUCCCGCACCCCCAAUAAGUCUGAUCAGGCUGAAACCAAGCCACUCCCACCAGGGGCUCAAAUCCUGCGGGAAGAUUCAUGGGGUAGCGGCAGUCCUGACACCAUAGAUUCGCCCGUGAGUCCGCAUUUGCCAACAUCGGACGACGUCGUGCCAACCAGUGAUGCGACGGCUGCAGGUCCGGAUGAAAAAUGA
Penicillium coprophilum is the source of this 2205-nucleotide messenger RNA. Its product is annotated as response regulator. Gene Ontology annotation, cellular component: Mcs4 RR-MAPKKK complex. Gene Ontology annotation, molecular function: protein kinase activator activity; phosphorelay response regulator activity. NCBI's taxonomy places the organism in Eukaryota, Fungi, Ascomycota, Eurotiomycetes, Eurotiales, Aspergillaceae. Gene Ontology annotation, biological process: osmosensory signaling via phosphorelay pathway. The record is from RefSeq and is a predicted model, not a curated record. The transcript has 3 exons. Bases 1 to 2205 code for a protein of 734 amino acids.